Messenger RNA from Melampsora larici-populina 98AG31, 900 nucleotides. RefSeq lists its product as uncharacterized. The coding region runs from base 155 to 634 and encodes 159 amino acids. NCBI's taxonomy places the organism in Eukaryota, Fungi, Basidiomycota, Pucciniomycetes, Pucciniales, Melampsoraceae. The record is from RefSeq and is a predicted model, not a curated record. The transcript is spliced from 4 exons.
GACGAGUUUCCUUGAAUACUUCAUACGUAUAAAAUCUGGCAGUUCUCCGUCUUUCUUCCUUCAUCUGAUCAUAUCAAGGAUUCCAGGCUCCAGCUCAACAAAGACUUCCAAUUUCAUAAGUCAAAUCAAUCCGUCUUGCAAUUAAACCUGUAUCAUGAAGACCUCUACAAUCUUUUUAUCUACGCUCGUUAUCUUUGUCGGCCUCUUGUCAAAUGCGCUGGCGGUGAAGUGGUCAUCGAAUUUCGCCCAAGAAGACAUUGUCACAUUGACUCCUCUCCUGAAGAACAUGCAAACUUAUCUAUCAGCUCAGAAUUAUGGUGCUGCCUACGAUAUACUUGGAAACAAAGGCACCAAAAAGCUCGUCGCAUUUGGUGACACGACAGUAAUCUACACUAAGCAAGACUUCAUAAAUGCCUUUGCAAGCUACCAACAAUUUGGUAAACUGAAAUUCAACUUUGACUCAGCCAAACUUGUCAGCGCUCGUUCCGCUUCCUCCUAUCAAAUGACUGUGAACGGAGCCAUCACCGUUUCCUUUCCAGUUUCAAUCAAACUCAAUGCCAACAUCAUCUUCGCUGGUGCGGAUCCUGUAGCUGGCGAGGUUAAGUCCGCGAUCUUCACCAUCAAUUUUGGAUGAUAAUUGUUCUGCCUUUAUGUACUGUGUUGUAACUUUGGCUCUAUUUGUCUUUGUUGAUUCUUUCUUAUCUUACGGACCUUUUGCAUCAUUUUUGUGAUUUUUCAUCAAAUCUUUCACAAUUAUUUAUUCCUCAACAUGAACAAUCCUGAUUUAUUGUCAUAUUCAUAUUUUGUUUACAGUAACGACUCAUAACCUCAUUUCUCAAUAUUUGAAAUUCUCAUUUAUUGCCCUGACCAUGAUUUUUUUUAAGGAAGGACUCAUAAACA